This is a messenger RNA of Solea solea (common sole), 2579 nucleotides long. Its product is annotated as heparan sulfate glucosamine 3-O-sulfotransferase 6-like. The transcript is spliced from 2 exons. Gene Ontology annotation, molecular function: [heparan sulfate]-glucosamine 3-sulfotransferase activity. The coding region runs from base 199 to 1317 and encodes 372 amino acids. The record is from RefSeq and is a predicted model, not a curated record. Lineage: Eukaryota; Metazoa; Chordata; Actinopteri; Pleuronectiformes; Soleidae.
GACUAUGAGAAGUAUUUUUUGACAAAUCCCGUGUGCCAUCUCGCCGCUGUGAGCAACUCUCCAAGUGAUGCCUCAGUUUUACGCAACAGGUUCUGCGAGAUAAACCAACCAGAAUCACCUUCAAACAAAUGUAGGAAGGAGAAGAAGAAGCAUGCUGUCACCACCUUGGUCCUUUGGCAUCGAGCAGGAGAUCACCUCAUGGGAUGUAGCGGAUGCAGAGUCAGGUUCAACUUUGGGAAGGCGCUGUCCAAAGUCUCGGUGUUUUUUACCAUGGUCCUGAUCUUCACCUACUUCUUCUACUGUCUCACCGCGCUUUGCGAUUCGGCUCCGAGGACUCCCUACAGCCACCGCGCUUCAGACAGAGACUAUGAGAUUUUGGACGACCUGCGACCGCCGCCGCGUCUCCUCCUCGUCGACGCGCCGCUUCAGCGCAACCGCACAGCCCCCGUGGACGCGAGCGGCCAGCCGCCUCAGCACGCGCCGGACAACGCCAACGGCAGUGCCCACAGCGACGGAAUCCCCGUGUCCAACACUUUCGGUACCAAAAGGUUUCCACAGGCGAUUAUAAUCGGCGUGAAGAAAGGAGGCACUCGCGCUCUGCUGGAGUUUCUGCGCAUCCAUCCGGACGUGAGAGCGGUUGGAUCAGAGCCUCACUUCUUUGAUAGGUUUUAUGAUAAAGGGCUGGAGUGGUACAGGAACCUGAUGCCUCGGACGCUGGACGGCCAGAUUACUAUGGAGAAAACCCCCAGUUACUUUGUCACAAAGGAGGCUCCUAGUCGAGUCUGCACGAUGAACUGUCAAACCAAGCUCAUUGUGGUGGUUAGGGAUCCCGUGACACGGGCGGUGUCUGACUACACCCAGACGCUGUCCAAAAACCCAGGACUUCCGUCCUUCCAGAGCCUGGCCUUGAAAAACUCCUCCACUGGUCUGAUCGACACCACGUGGAGCGCUGUACGCAUUGGUCUCUAUGCCAAACAUCUGGAGAACUGGCUCCAGCACUUCCCCCUGUCUCAUUUUCUGUUUGUUAGUGGUGAACGCCUGGUUAGCGAUCCUGCUGGGGAGAUGGGCCGGGUUCAGGACUUUCUGGGUCUGAAAAGGGUUGUUUCAGACAAACAUUUCUACUUCAACCAGACCAAGGGUUUUCCGUGCCUGAAGAAGCCUGAGGGAAGCAGUAGACCUCGCUGCCUUGGAAAGUCUAAGGGCAGACCCCAUCCCCAGAUCCCCUCUGAGGUCCUACAGAGACUCAGAGACUUCUACAGGCCCUUCAACCACCAUUUCUACCAAAUAAGUGGACAAAACUUUGGGUGGGAUAAAUAGAGCGGCAUAAAAACUGGGCUAAUAUUCUCAGGGACGGAAGAGGAAUACAAAGGCCACAAACUGGAACACUUUUUGGACCUUUCUGCCUCAGAGGAAUCAAUGUGACAUGUAGCACUCAUGAACUGCCACUGCUUUGUUGUCGCGUUAGAAGCUGACAUGGGCACAGUGCUGCUAAUAUGCAAGUUACACACAUACUUAAUGGAUUAUAGUUAUCAAACCAUUCUCUUGCUUGUAUGUUAAUGUUGUGCAAAAGUACAUAUAUAUAUGUAUAUAUAUAUGCAAAAUAGGCACCAAAGGGAACGCAAAAAUGAUCGCUUUAAAUAUCGUUUUUGCCCGCUCUUCAUGUUUUCCUAAUAAAUAAGCUAUUUAUAGUUUCUGUUGAUUUGAAAUACAACAGUUACCACUUUUUAUUGAAAGAAAUGUAUUUAUUUCAUGACAACGCAAGACAUUGAAACCUAUUAUGUGUUCAUUGACAGGACAUUUGAAAAAAGAUGUCGUACUCGGCAAUUAAUGUCUCCUCUUUUUGUUUAACAUUAGCAGUGUUAAUAAAAAAUGUACUGCAUUUAUAUUUUUUUUAUUUUAUUUACGUUUCUCCAAAUGGCAUUUGGAAUGGUGUAUAUCUUUGUCUGACGUGGCCAGAUAUUUCUCUGUGUUCUGCUGUUCAUAUCACAGCGAUACCUCAUCUGCAAACGUCACAUGUGUGACAUCGAUCGGAGAACACAUUCCCAUCCGUAGAUAUUUGUCAGUAGCGUUUCCAUUCGAAAGCCACAUCACUGUUUCUGUUGAACUGGGACAGUACCGACUGUAUCAGCUGCUCACGUACAAUAAAUUUUGCAGUUUUGAUCUGUGAAUAUUUUGAGUCAUUUUGGUGCCAUAUAUGUAAAGCAUGCAGACCACAGGGCGGACUCCCUGUACGAUGACGUUUUGUUUCAUCUCUCUAUAAUGUAUGAAUAUAAUGUAUAAUGUGUGUAUGUAUGUAUCUAACAGCAACCUAUGGGCCCUUUCGAUUCAUUAUAUCUGUGGAAGGAUUGACGACCACUCACUAAGUUUCUCGUCUGAGCAGCAAAAGUCCACUCAUGAAACGCCUGCUAACCCUAAAAGGCUCAGUGUGAAGGAUUAAGUGGCAUCCAACAGUGAUGGCGAAGAAAUACCUGUCACUCCAUCUUUCUUUGCUUGUGACAGAACUUACAAUGAGCAUCAGGUAAAAUAAAAAAGAAAAUAUGAAAGGCCUUCUCUAGAGCUAGUGUUUGGUUUGUCUCUGU